AUGGCUUCUCAGGUCACAAAUACCAGCGCUGCGGGGAAGCAGGCGACAGAUGAGGAGAUUACCCGUCACCGCGUCAUGGCUCGCCUGAGUGACAUCCGCACUCAGCCCCUAAAGCAGCUGCCCAUGACCGCUUUCAUGAUGUGGAUGGUGGGCAAUGAGGUCAGCAUCUUUUCGAUCAUGUUUGUCGGCAUGGCCGUUGUGAACCCACUGCAGUCUAUCCUCGGUGUUGGCAAGAUGUUUGCUGACUUCGAAGAGGACGCGAAGACUGACCGCCAAAUUCGAUCGGCCGUGAAUCAGGCCCGCUGGAUCUUCAUUGGCUGCUGCCUGAUCGCCUUUUUGGUAGCACUUGUGAAGCUAAACUGGAUGGAGCUGCUGCCGGUGAGCUCCAUGGACUGGAUGGACAACACACCGCCGACCUACCAGGAGUUCAGCAGCGGCGCUUUCUACUAA
Messenger RNA from Leishmania braziliensis MHOM/BR/75/M2904, 450 nucleotides. RefSeq lists its product as hypothetical. Gene Ontology annotation, biological process: protein folding in endoplasmic reticulum. The transcript has a single exon. The coding region runs from base 1 to 450 and encodes 149 amino acids. The record is from RefSeq and is a predicted model, not a curated record. Lineage: Eukaryota; Euglenozoa; Kinetoplastea; Trypanosomatida; Trypanosomatidae. Gene Ontology annotation, cellular component: EMC complex.